Molecule: messenger RNA, 1516 nt
Organism: Hyaloscypha bicolor E
Lineage: Eukaryota; Fungi; Ascomycota; Leotiomycetes; Helotiales; Hyaloscyphaceae
Product: pisatin demethylase
Exons: 4
Coding region: 1-1356 (451 amino acids)
Molecular function (GO): heme binding; oxidoreductase activity, acting on paired donors, with incorporation or reduction of molecular oxygen; monooxygenase activity
Source: RefSeq, a predicted model, not a curated record
AUGCUUGGCCGACAAGCGCUAACAUUCACGACUGGCCCCAUUGCCCGAGUUGGACCAAAUACCUUGGUCACUAGUUCGCCUGAUUUGGUCAUGAGAAUGAGUGCUGCAAGAUCUCUCUACUCGAAGGCGGAUUGGUAUGCGGGCAGCAGAAUACCACCGGGCCAGGACAAUAUCUUUAGCCAACAGGACGAGGAGAAACAUGCUCGUCGAAGGGCACAGAUGGCCGAUGGGUUCUCUGGUAAAACUAAUCCGUCUCUUGAGCCAACCAUCGACACCCACGUGUGCAGUCUUGUGGACUUGCUUCGACGUAAAUAUAUCUCAACUGCAGACUCUUUUAAACCAGUGGACAUGGCUCGGAAGAUCGGAUUCUUUACAAUGGAUGUCAUUACCGAUCUCGCGUUUGCCAAGCCAUUUGGAAAUCUGAAGAACGACAAGGAUAUGCAUGAUUACAUCCGGUCAACGGAAGCAAUGGUCCCAAUAGGGCUCAGAAUGACUGCUAUUCCAGCUUUGAGAACCUUGUUCCAAACGGAAUGGAUUAGCAAAGCUCUGUUCCCUAGCGAUACGAACGAGAUCGGGAUAGGAAAAUUGAUUGGAAUGGCCAGAAAAUUAGUCUCCGAACGCUACGACAUCAAUAAUAUCGACCAUCAAGACAUGCUCUCAUCAUUCAUCGCUCACGGCCUCACAGAGUCCGAUUUAGUCGCCGAGUCCGUGAUGCAGAUCCUCGCAGGUGGUGAAACGACUGCAACCGGGCUCCGGGCAACAUUUUUGUUCAUCAUCACUAAUCCCCGCAUCUAUGCUACCCUACAAGCGGAAAUCGACAUAGCCGUUGAGACCAAUGGCAAGAUUUCAAGCCCUGUAAUCAGGGAUAAGGAAUGGCGCCACCUGGCAUACCUCCAGGCUGUUAUCAAGGAGGGGCUCAGGGUUUGGCCCCCUGUAACCGGAAUGAUGAGUAAAUUUAGCCCUCCUAAAGGGGAUGAGUUUGAUAUCGAUGGUGAGAGGGUGUUUAUUCCCGGGGGAACCAACAUUGGGUGGGCGAGUUGGGGAAUCCACAGGAAUAAAGCUGUAUUUGGAGAGGAUGCGGAGUUGUAUAGGCCGGAGAGAUGGCUGGAUGAGGGAAAUCAGGAGAGACUGGAAAGAAUGCGUAAGGUUGUGGACUUGAAUUUUGGGUAUGGGAAAUAUUACUGCCUCGGGAGACAGGUGGCACUUUCAGAGUUACAUAAGGCGAUUUUUGAGUUGUUCCGGAAUUUUAAUUUCGAAAUUGUGAAUCCUUCAAGGCCAUGGAAGAGCGAAAAUGUAGGCAUAUGGAUACAGAGCGGGUUGUGGGUGAGGGUUACAGAGCGGAAGUUAUUCACUUGAAGCGAGAAUUUCGGGGUGACAUUCAGAGCGCACUCGCCUAGUUUUUGUACAUAAUCGCGGGUUUUCUAUACUCGGGCUAAAAGAACCCCACGAGCGAACAGUGGCUUCUUAUUGGAGAAUAACUAAUUUUUCCUCCCUGUUCUAUCGAAUACAUAUCUUC